Molecule: messenger RNA, 2565 nt
Organism: Trifolium pratense (red clover)
Lineage: Eukaryota; Viridiplantae; Streptophyta; Magnoliopsida; Fabales; Fabaceae
Product: inositol transporter 1-like
Exons: 2
Coding region: 690-2273 (527 amino acids)
Biological process (GO): transmembrane transport
Cellular component (GO): membrane
Molecular function (GO): myo-inositol:proton symporter activity
Source: RefSeq, a predicted model, not a curated record
GCAUGUGGGUGGGUAUGCUACAAAAAGUUAUUAUUAUACAUCUAAACUCUUUUAUUUACAAAUAAAUUUUAGAAUUUUAUCCCACAAUUUAAAGAUCAAGUCAAGAACCAAUAAAUUUGUUGUAAUGUUAUAUUAUAUGUAGACUUGUUCCAUAAAGUAGAGUUUUGGGUGGCUGAUUGUGAGGAUCUAAAAUGUUGGUUCGUUCAUUGAGUCCAUAGGGAGGGAGGAGGGUAUAGUACGUACUGAUUCAUUCAUUCAUUCACUCACUGCAUCUGUUUUUUGUCUUUACAAUUUUUAAUGUUAAUAGAAAACAACAUUAUUAACAUCAAAUACUAAUUAUUUAUGCAUGGUAGAGAUAUAUAUAUUUUUGAGGAAAUGUAUUUGACAAUCAGAAUUAGGAGCGUUUCUAGCUAGCUAAUGGUAUAAUAUAAUCAUCAUCUUCCAAAUUAAUCAAUCCUCUCCUCCUAAGGAAAAUAAUACAAUCUUAAAAAAAUUCCCAGCCAUCAUCACCUCACGUACGACAAUAAGAUCGUGGUUUACAUUCAGAAUAGGCGAAUCUUCUCCGCCUACCAUUUUGAGGGGGGGCUAGCUAGCAAUUAGCAUUUCUUGGCGCUGCUGCUGCUGCUGCGACUAUAUAUAUAUAUAGUGGCAAUUAAUUGUGAGAGUCAUUUUAAUUUGGAUUUAGGAGGAUGGCGGAUAAUAAUCUUAUUACUACUAGUACUACUACCAUACAAUCUGCGCCAGGAAGCUCAGGGUAUUUGGAAUUGUAUCCUGAACGCAAAAUGUCCUUUUUUAAAAAUCCCUAUAUUCUUGGUCUCGCUGCUGUCGCUGGCAUUGGUGGUUUGCUUUUUGGUUACGACACAGGUGUGAUAUCAGGAGCUCUUCUAUAUAUAAAAGACGAUUUUGAAUCGGUUAGAGAAAGUAGUAUGCUGCAGGAAACAAUAGUGAGCAUGGCAAUAGCUGGUGCAAUAGUUGGAGCAGCAACAGGUGGUUGGAUCAACGAUGCUUACGGACGGAAAAAGGCAACUCUAAUUGCAGAUGUUAUCUUCAUUAUUGGAGCAUUUGGUAUGGCUGCUGCACCUGAUCCUUACAUUCUCAUAAUUGGACGCCUUCUUGUUGGUUUAGGCGUCGGUAUUGCUUCUGUCACAGCUCCCGUCUACAUUGCGGAAGCAUCGCCUUCCGAAAUCAGAGGUUCAUUAGUCAGUACUAAUUCUCUCAUGAUCACCGGCGGACAACUCUUAUCUUACAUAGUUAACCUCGCCUUUACUCAUGUCCCCGGUACUUGGCGUUGGAUGUUGGGUGUUUCGGCCGUCCCUGCACUUAUUCAAUUCAUUCUCAUGCUUUUACUUCCUGAAUCCCCUAGAUGGCUCUUCAUGAAGAAUAGGAAAAAUGAAGCUGUUGAUGUUAUUUCCAACAUAUAUGACUUGGCUCGUCUUGAAGACGAAAUUGAUUUUCUAACGGCUGAGGCAGAACAAGACAGACACAAAAAUAAGAAUGUUAAAUUCGGGGAUGUUUUUAAAUCUAAGGAAAUCAGAUUAGCGUUCAUGGUUGGAGCAGGACUUAUGGUAUUCCAACAGUUUACUGGCAUUAACACAGUGAUGUACUACAGUCCAACCAUUGUUCAAAUGGCUGGUUUUCGAUCUAAUGAGUUGGCUCUACAAAUCUCACUCUAUGUUGCUGCAAUGAAUACUGUUGGAACAGUUCUUGGUAUUUACCUCAUUGAUCAUGCAGGGAGGAAGAUAUUAGCUCUUUGCAGCUUAGGAGGAGUGUUUGCGUCUUUGAUUCUCUUGUCUGUGGCAUUCUCAAAUCAUUCAUCAGCAGCAGCAGUAUCAAAUAUUACCGGAUGGCUUGCGGUUUUGGGUUUGAUACUAUAUAUUGCAUUUUUCUCCCCCGGGAUGGGACCGGUGCCGUGGGCAAUGAACUCAGAGAUAUAUCCUAAAGAAUAUAGAGGAAUUUGUGGGGGUAUGUCAGCUACUGUGUGUUGGGUUUCCAAUCUCAUUGUGUCUCAGACAUUUCUUUCUAUUGCUGAAGCUUUAGGCACUGGUCUCACUUUCUUGAUUCUUGCUGUCAUUACCGUGCUUGCGUUUCUUUUUGUGCUUAUCUUUGUUCCUGAGACUAAAGGAUUGACCUUUGAUGAGGUUGAACUGAUAUGGAAAGAGAGAGCUUGGGGAAGCACCAACAUUAACAACAUCAGAAACAAUAACAUCAACAACAACACCAACAACAGAAAUAACUCUGACUCGCAAAAUCUUCUUGGGAGGGACAAUGAUUAAUAAUCCUAGCUAGCUAAAUUAUUUAUUUUCCUAUAAAAAUGAAUAACACAGUACAUGUGUAAACUUGAUAGGAAAAUUUGAUAGUUUUGAGCAUUGGGAAUGCUGAGGAAGAAAAUGCUUGAUUCGGCCUUUUGUUUCUUUGAGUUAUUAUAUCUGUAAAAUUAGUAUUUUCAAGCAAUACAAAAUAGAGUAAAUUCCAACAAUAAGAUUGAAAACUGAGUCAAUAUAUACAUUAUUUAGUGUCAAUCUUACACAUUACAUUUAUUUCAAUCAAAAUUCUCCAUUUUAGCAU